Molecule: messenger RNA, 1601 nt
Organism: Rhododendron vialii
Lineage: Eukaryota; Viridiplantae; Streptophyta; Magnoliopsida; Ericales; Ericaceae
Product: chalcone synthase 1-like
Exons: 2
Coding region: 152-1321 (389 amino acids)
Biological process (GO): polyketide biosynthetic process
Molecular function (GO): acyltransferase activity, transferring groups other than amino-acyl groups
Source: RefSeq, a predicted model, not a curated record
AUCCUAGCUACCAUUUUAUUUGUCACCUAUAUAUAACCCACUCGGCCACCAAGUUUCUCACACAAGCUCAACUAUUAUACUCACUCCUGGAAGCUAGCACCUACACAUCACAAAAAAACCGGCCUCACUAGUUUAUUUUUCCGGCGGAAACAUGGGCAGCAUAGAGGAUGUUCGGAAGACAAAACAGGCUGAAGGCCUGGCGACAGUCAUGGCGAUCGGUACCUCAACCCCACCAAACUAUAUCGACCAGAGCACGUUUCCAGAGUACUAUUUCCGGAUUACUAAAUGCGAGCACAAGACCGAACUCAGAGAGAAGUUGAAGCGCGUCUGUGACAAAUCCAUGAUCAAGAAGCGUCACGUGUUCUUAACUGAAGAAAUCCUAAAGGAAAAUCCCAGUAUGUGCGAGUACAUGGCACCUUCCCUGGACGCUAGGCAGGACAUCUCCGUGGUGGAAGUCCCCAAACUUGGCAAAGAGGCUGCCACAAAGGCCAUACAGGAAUGGGGCCAGCCCAAAUCCAAAAUCACCCACUUGGUCUUCUGCACCUCCACUGGUGUUGACAUGCCGGGUGCCGACUACCAGCUCACCAAGCUCCUUGGCCUCUCCUCCUCCGUCAAACGCCUCAUGUUCUACUUCCAAGGUUGCUUUGCUGGUGGUACUAUCCUCCGCGUAGCCAAAGAUUUGGCAGAGAACAACAAGGGCGCAAGGGUUCUAGCUGUGUGUUCUGAGAUCACGGCUGCCUUUUUUCGCGGACCUAGCGACACCCAUCUUGAAGCUCUAGUUAGCCAGGCAAUGUUCGGAGAUGGUGCGGCUGCUGUUAUCGUAGGUGCAGACCCGAUACCCGGAGUUGAGAAGCCAUUGUUCGAGUUGGUCUCCGCAACCCAAACCAUUCUGCCCGAUAGCGAAGGGGCUAUCAGUGGAAAGAUUCGGGAAGCGGGCAGUACUGUCCACUUUGUCAAGGAGGUUCCAGGGAUCAUCUCCAAGAACAUAGAGAAGCCCCUAACAGACGUGUUUCAACCCUUGGGAAUCUCAGAUUGGAACUCUAUCUUUUGGGCUCCACAUCCUGGUGGGCGUGGUAUUCUAGACCAACUAGAGUCGAAGCUGGGCCUUAAGCCGGAGAAGCUACGGGCCUCGAGGCACGUGUUGAGCGAAUACGGUAAUAUGGCAAGCGCAUGUGUGUUGUUCAUCUUGGAUGAGAUAAGGAAGAAGUCAGCGGAAGAAGGGCUCAAGACCACUGGUGAGGGGCUCGAUUGGGGCGUGCUCCUUGGGUUUGGACCUGGGCUCACUGUUGAGACUGUGGUGCUCCAUAGUUUGUGCCCCUGAGUGUGGUUAUUAUUAUUUGUUUGGUAUCAUGCCAUUGUUUUUGGAAUGGCUUAUAAUGGAAGGUCUCACGCCAUACUACUUCGUGGAUGCUCAUACGAAGAGCCAAAAAGCUCUGUGUGUGAACGACCCGACAUCAAUAAAUAGUAUGGAAUAGUAUAUGUUGUAGUAAAGAUCAUGUGAACUUAUAAAUAAGGGACUUUUGGGCAAGAGGUCUACACAUCUCUCCCCUCCCUAUUGUAAUCCUUUGCUCUAGUAAUAUCAAGUCCUCUUUGUGUGUGUA